Eriocheir sinensis (Chinese mitten crab) is the source of this 273-nucleotide messenger RNA. RefSeq lists its product as uncharacterized. The annotation marks the transcript as partial. The transcript has 2 exons. The record is from RefSeq and is a predicted model, not a curated record. NCBI's taxonomy places the organism in Eukaryota, Metazoa, Arthropoda, Malacostraca, Decapoda, Varunidae.
CUCUCUCUCUCUCUCUCUCUCUCUCUCUCUCUCUCUCUCUCUCUCUCUCUCUCUCUCACAGACAAAUCUCUCUCUCUCUCUCUCUCUCUCUCUCUCUCUCUCUCUCUCUCUCUCUCUCAUUCAUUUUCUGCAUAAUUCAUCAUCCUUCAUUUUUUUCUUUCUUCAUUUUCAUUUUCUUAUUCCUUUCAUCUUUCAUCUCAUUUUUUUCUUUACGUCACCAAACACCUCUCUCUCUCUCUCUCUCUCUCUCUCUCUCUCUCUCUCUCUCUCUCU